Molecule: messenger RNA, 1200 nt
Organism: Nerophis ophidion (straightnose pipefish)
Lineage: Eukaryota; Metazoa; Chordata; Actinopteri; Syngnathiformes; Syngnathidae
Product: aerolysin-like protein
Exons: 4
Coding region: 153-1106 (317 amino acids)
Cellular component (GO): extracellular region
Source: RefSeq, a predicted model, not a curated record
UCUUAGGGUCUAAUAUCAUCCCUCCACUCUUCAAUUUGUAAGUCCUUUACCUUGCAAACCUCAUCUCCAGAAAAACCUCCACAUUACAGAACCGAAGCUUUCACUGUUUUCUUGGUUUGUGUAUCUCUGGACUAUUAGGAAGGUUGUUAAACAUGGCGACUACACUGCAUCUAAUCGGUGGAAAUGGAGGCAAUGCAUUUGCCUUCACUGGCCUUAAGAAUGGUGCCACCCUCAAGAAGAUUGGAGUGGCAGUGGGCGGCUGGCAGAUCAAAGCCGUGCGGGCUGAACUGACCGACGGGCGUGUGCAGACCUUUGGAAAUGCGCACACUUUCAGUGAGUUUACGUUCAACCUUGGCGAGCACAUCACCAAGCUGUCCCUGUGGGGGAACGGAGCCGGGUCACGUCUAGGUGGCAUCAGGUUCUGGACGAGUUCUGGACGAGAGUUCUUCGCACACAUGACUGACUGGCCCCUGAAGAUCGAGUACUCUAUCAACACUGGGUCUGGAGUCUGCCUGGGUUUGCAGGGGAGAGCUGACUCAGACAUCGACUGUAUGGGGUUCCUCUUCAUCAAUGCCAUCAAGUCGUCUGUGCUAACAAACAUGACCUAUCCCAGCCUGGCCUUGUACAAACCCCAGGUCAACAAAGAAUACAUCAAAUCGGUGUCCUAUCGCAAUGACACCGCUGAGGUUCAAGAGCAGAAAUGUAGCUACAGCAGAUCUGUGAUCAAGUCUCAAACCUGGAGCACCACCAAUAAGAUCGAGUCCACCGUCAGCAUGACCGUUUCAGCAGGGAUCCCGGAUCUGGUGGAGGUGUCGGGUGGGUUUAGCUUGACCGUGGGAGCUGAGACGACCUCUUCAAUUACCCAUGAAGAGACCAUAACAGAAUCAGAUGAGGUCAGUGUGAAGGUCCCGCCAGGAAAGACCGUGAGCGUUGAGUUGUCAGUGGGACGAGCAAUCAUCGACCUCCCCUACUCGGCCACCGUGAAAAUCACAUGCCUGAAUGGCAGUCAGCUGGACUUCGCAUCCACUGGCAACUACAUCGGUGUGGCUUACACUGCAGUGAAUGUGAAAACCACUCAGUCUGACAAAGUCAUGAAUGUUGAAUAAGAUGCAUCAACAUCUUCCUGUGCACCGUUUUUAUGUUGAUUGCAUAACAUUGAUUUGAUUGCUAAUGCAGAGCCAUGUGAACUUGCUGAGUGAA